This is a messenger RNA of Eimeria acervulina, 1053 nucleotides long. Its product is annotated as Mov34/MPN/PAD-1 domain-containing protein, putative. Gene Ontology annotation, cellular component: cytoplasm; COP9 signalosome. Gene Ontology annotation, biological process: protein deneddylation. Bases 1 to 1053 code for a protein of 350 amino acids. NCBI's taxonomy places the organism in Eukaryota, Apicomplexa, Conoidasida, Eucoccidiorida, Eimeriidae. Gene Ontology annotation, molecular function: deNEDDylase activity; metallopeptidase activity; protein binding. The record is from RefSeq and is a predicted model, not a curated record. The transcript has 6 exons.
AUGAUGGCCCAUGCAGAGAGGGGAGGCAAAAUAGAAGUCAUGGGGCUAUUGCUCGGCAAAGCUGUCGUGACACCCGAAACUCCCGACGCUGGGUCUCUGGGUGAAGCCACCGUCUCGACACAUUACGAAAGCGUAUCUUCAGUUUCUGAGAUAGAGAGGGAAGCGGAAGGCCAGCAUGAAAUCCAUAGGGGGUAUUUUGUUGUGACGGACUGUUUUGCGUUGCCUGUGGAGGGCACAGAGACGCGGGUCAAUGCAGCGGAAGAGGCAAAUGAAUUCAUGAUUCAAUUUCUUGAGGCGGCAGAGAAAAUACCCGUACAACAGAAGGUAGUUGGUUGGUACCACUCCCAUCCUAACUACGGAUGCUGGCUCUCAGGGAUUGACGUUGGCACCCAACAGCUUCAGCAGCAGCACCAGGAUCCUUUUCUUGCAAUUGUUUUGGGGGGGUUCAGAACUUUUAUGCCUGGAGAGGCAAAGAGGGAAGAUGAGGGAGAUGCGGAGGCGGCUUCUUCGCAGCUGUUGCCUGCGGAAAAAGUGAACGACUUUGGUGCCCACUGGAAACAGUAUUACCAGCUGCGUGUCCACUGGUGCGCCAACUCCAUCAGUGCACGGCUGCUAGAGGGAAUGCGUAGUGCUUCGUGGCCACAGCUUAUUGUGGGCCAAAGCCUUCACCAGAACCGGUCUCUCGAGCUUCGCCGGCUAGAAGCGAUCGUUGAGUCUUGCAACGACGCCAUAAGCGCUGCUGAGAACAGUCAGCCCUUUUCCUUAGCAGGCAUCAGCGGCCAAGACGUGCGAGAGCAGUCUGACCUUGCUGACAGCGGCUUCGCUGCUGGAAAUUCGGAGGACGCGGAAUUAGGGGCCGGCAGGGGGAAGCUUCUGUGCGAUAAGCUCGUGGGCACUGCAGAAAAAGCUGCAGAUAUCGCGGUGCGAGCGCUUGGAGGGCUUGUUGAAGUUGCAGCCCUGAGCGCUGUCUACCGCGAUAAUAUUACAUGGCGCCAGCGAGUCCUUGCCUCUCGCAAAUCAUAUGAAGCACUGUCUUCGGGAACCAAACUUUAA